This is a messenger RNA of Struthio camelus australis, 2154 nucleotides long. RefSeq names its product cellular repressor of E1A stimulated genes 1 (gene CREG1). NCBI's taxonomy places the organism in Eukaryota, Metazoa, Chordata, Aves, Struthioniformes, Struthionidae. The record is from RefSeq and is a predicted model, not a curated record.
GGCGCGCUGGCCACCCUCUCCGCGCAGGAGGGGCUGCGCGGCCGCCCCUUCGCCAACAUCUUCUCCCUCAGCGACGGCCCCCCCGGGCCGCACGGUGGCAGCGGCGUCCCCUACCUCUACCUCACCGACUUGGAGAUCUCCGUGCAGGACCUGGAGAUCAAUUCGAAUGCCUCCUUAACUGUGUCUUUGGCACAGACUCCUUACUGCAAGAAGCAUAAAUACGAUCCCCAGAAUCCUCUCUGUGCCCACAUAAUCUUCUGUGGGAACGUUGUAAAGGUGAAUGAUUCAGAAACAGGCUUAGCAAAAAAAGCAUUAUUCAGUCGCCACCCUGAGAUGGAAAGCUGGCCUAAGGAUCACAACUGGUUCUUUGCCAAAUUCAACAUCACGAAUAUUUGGGUCCUGGACUACUUUGGUGGAUUGAAAAUUGUGACACCAGAAGAAUAUUACAGUGUCAAGCCUUAAUAGUAGAGGAAGAUCCUGGGUGAUGCUGAUAUACAAAUGAAUUGCUUUGGCUGGCUGUUUCAUGAAAGAUUUAUCUUUUCUAUGUAUUGUAGAGCUGAAUUAAUAAUGCAAAAUACCCAGACACCCUGCAUUAUUAAUGAGCUUGAGUAACCCUUCUGAAGCAAAUGCUGAUUUUCACUGACCAGCACAGCUUUGAAUCAUGUCACACUCAGAAACCUUUAUGCACAAGCCACAACUUUUUUACUCACUGGAUAUGAUUAUAGAAAGCUAUAAUCUACCUGUUGACAGUCUGCAUUCAGAAAGCCUGCGUUUACUAGAGAAGCUAAAGGAUUAUUCCAGUUUUGUACUUUUCCGUGCCUUAGUUAAUUCAUAUCUUUUUGUAGGUGCACUCAGUUUUUUCCUUAAUAUCAGUUUACUUUAGAUAUUUGUUUGUGGCAGAGUAAACUGUAGUCAACUGAAUACUAUGGGAUGGCUCAGCCCUGACCAUGGAAUGGAAAGGGUCGCUUGUAUUACAGUGGAAAAUGAUCUGCUGAGUUCCCACGUUCUGUAAGAAUUUUCUUUGCAUCUUAAUACGCUCAUAGUUUGAGCCAAUUUUUUAUUUUGCUACCUGCAUUGAAUGUGCGAUAGAACAUGAUUUUUUUAAUGCAAACUACAUGUAUAUCUUGGGCUCAUAAUAAGUCCUUGGUAAAUCUUUGGCUGGCAGUGGUCAUAUGCCCUAAUUCUUUAAAAGCAGUAGGUAUUAUUAGUGAAAGUGUCUCUGUACAAGAAGAGUAUUGACUUGUGAAUUCAGUGAGACUGCUGUAAAAAGAAAUUAUUUUCUGAUGUGGAUUCUGCUUUGUUAAUCUGAUUAAAUGACAGUGUAACAGCUUGCUCUACCUCCAGCAAUAGAACUGAAUGGAUUUUUUUUUUUUCCUUUGGAAGCAUAUACAGCAUUUUUGGGUAACCCAGAAGUGAGAAAAUAGCUAAUGAAAUAUGAUACAGAUGUUUCAUCACUUACAGAGAAUGAAAAUGAAUGGUGUGGAUGAACUUAAUUCUCUGCUUCUUAAAAUAAGCCACAAACACACACAACCAUGAGAAAUAAAUUAACAUCUUAUAACUUCUCUCAUCUCCCAACUGCUAAGUUCACAAAUAUCCUGAAGUGAUUAUGACAGAUUAAGCUGAUUUCACCAUGAGCAAAUAUUACCUAGCUAACAGUAAAGAAUGUGAGAAUUUGGACCCCUUAGUGGCAGAUCCGUAUAUAGAACAGUGGAAUUGGUCAGAUCAAAUCCCUACUUCUUAGUAUCAUCAUUAUAUUACUUUUAUAUUACUGCUUAUCUGAAAUGCUGGAAAGACUUUUUUAAAAAUAUUUUUAAAGUAAUUUAUUAAAUUUUCCUUCCCUGCAAAGGGGGGAUAAAAAGUACUUGUUAGUAUAUUAAACACAUCCUGUGCAAUUACUUGGAAAGUCGUUUAGGAACAAAUAAGUUUGCAAUGUGGAAACAGUUUUUUGUUGAAUAGAUAACACUGAAAUUAAAUAUGAAAUCGGGGAAUAUUUUUAUAAAGGUAUAACAAUUGUAGAAACGCAAGUGAUCUUAUAGUAUUGACUGCAUCCUUUCCAUGGGGAAACCUGUAUGCAUUGGAUGUCACUCCAUAACUUUUGAUGUGAGACUAAUGAUGGUGGACUUUUGUUAAAAAUAAAAAUAUCUUUAUGACAAA